UUUGAGUUAAUAAUGAAUGAUUGUAAGAGAUUAAGAGAUAAGGUACAUGGGACUGACGAGAUUGUGCCUGUUUGGUGCCAGGAUGUUUAUGAAGCUCCUGAAGAGAUUAGGGAUGUGCUAUAUAAAGAAGAAUUAGAUGAAAUAGCGAUGCUUCAAGAUUCUAUAGGAAUCUCCCCCUAUGAUGCGCUUAUUAAUGGAGUAAAUCAGAUUCCAUAUGAGAGAGAAGGACCGAUGGAGGAAAGUACUACUGCUGCUAAGAUUAAUGAUAUAAUUGAUGAGCAUACUAAUGAACAUGCUGAUGAGAAGACUAAUGAGAAGGCUGACAAAAAGGCUGACGAAAAGGCUGACGAAAAGGUUGACGAAAAGGCUGACCAGAAGGCUGACCAGAAGGCUAAAAAGAAGGCUAUUGCGAAGAUCAACGAGGUCAACGGUAGUAACAUUGAAGUACCUAAUCUAACUAAGGCAAGAAAAUAUGGAAAGAACUGGCACAAUGAUCUGUCAAUAUUUUCUGUUGAGUUGUUAUCCAAAAAUUACUUCAUCGAGAAGAACGUAGGAAAGCACUAUUCACUUCCAAUUAAUCCUAUGACUAUAAAUCAUACCUUAUGGGAGAUGGUAAAAGGUCUUUUUAGAAAAGUCAAACCAAAUCAGAAAUAAAGAUGCAAAAAUCCUGGCUGUUCUUAGAAUCUGCCUGGACAUCCCAUGGAAGAUUUAUAGCCAUUAUUUGUCCUACUUUAGAAAGAAGGAUCAGAGCCCCAGAUAUUUCUAUGAAACCUACUCUAUAGUUUAUGCUAUCGGUUUUGUAGAACUUUUUGAGGCAGUAAUUGGUCCUUGAGAUACAAUCAAACUCUUUUGUGAGUUUCUAUAUUUAUCUCAAAAACAGAAGCAAGGAAGUAUGAUUACAAAAGUGCAAUCAUUGAUCCAGAGUGUCAAUAUUGAUGGUGUGAAGUCUAAUGAGAUUUUAAGUCUCAUAUCAAAGAUUAAGCCUUUAAAAUAUAACAACAACAAAUGCGGUUUGUUCAGAUUGUUUAAAGAAAUCCCCUGUCUCUCCAUCAUACUCUCAAGAAUUCUCCAAGAUCCAGAUCUAACAGAUAACCUAACCCCUGCCGAACUUUUUGAACUCUCAGAACUAUGCUCUUCCAUCCCACCUGCUCAUUCCCCAUCACCUCAGCCUAAUAACUUCACUGAAUAAUCCAAUUUCCCCA
Messenger RNA from Moneuplotes crassus, 1202 nucleotides. Lineage: Eukaryota; Ciliophora; Spirotrichea; Euplotida; Euplotidae. The record is from the annotation of a GenBank genome assembly.